AUGGUUUAUCCUGCGAAAACCGGUUACAUUUGACCGAUAAUCCACGCCUAAUCCGCCUGCGCGAGAACUCCAAAGAGCCUUGGCACUGGCCUUGGAUUAAAAUUUACCAAAAGGACGUCAUCCAAAGACGGAAGGCAUCAGUUUUCACCAAAACAUAUCAAAUUUCUCGGCUUACAACGAAGAAAAUCCGUAGAAUGCCAAGUGGGAAGCCCAAUAGUUCAUUCUUUCCAAGCCCACAAAUGGAUAUGAGUGGAAAAUUGAUUAUUAAAGCUCAACUUGGCAACGAUAUUAGACAAAUUCCAAUUCACAACGAAGACUUAACUUACGAUGACUUGUUGAUUAUGAUGCAACGAGUAUUCUCUGGCCAAUUAACUAACUCCGACGAUGUGACUAUAAAAUAUAAAGAUGAAGAUGGGGAUCUGAUUACCAUAUCCGAUAGUUCUGAGCUUUCCUAUGCUAAAUCCGUUAGUCGAAUUCUCAGGAUAACGUUAUUUGUGAACCAAUAUCCACGUCCAAUGGAGCAUGACAUGGUGAGGGAGUUUCGAAAGGAGCUUGCGCAAAUCCGAGACAAAAUCAAUUUCUUAUUCGAUCGACUUGAGUCAGCAGAAACAGAGGCAGAUAAAUAUAAAGCUGGAAAACAGCAAUAUCCUACAAAACCUGGUCCAGUGGCAGCAGCUCCUGAAAAAGCAGCUAUAGCUCCUAUUCCGGAAGUCAGCAAACCUGUGGACCCACAAGCCCGGGUUCACGCUGCAAUGUUUGAUCCACUAAACCAACAACAGUCAAAGCAAAUGGAUAGCAAAGCUGCUGACCAGUUUGAUCAAAUUGGCAAGCAAGCAAUGUUAAAUGGGACACAACCCACAAGUGAAAAAGGACUUGCAAAUACUCAAGGAUAUUCAGCUUCAAAUUUCGGUAAUACAACACAAGCGCCUUAUCCAAGUAGCGCAGGAUUCAACCCUUCCCAAAGGUCUACCCCGCCUCCACAAACAUAUAAAUCUGCACCUAAUCAGGCACCCUCUGGACAAGUUCCACCUAGUCAGACCCCUCCUACUCAACCAAGUUCAGGAUACAAUCAAUCAAGUUAUGCAGCAACAUCCCAGGCAUAUUCUCAAGGGUAUAGUUUCCAACCAAGUAGCAGUAGCAAUAAUGGUGGUGGUGGAAACCCCAGUGUGUCGGCACCCACACAGUCUUACUCUGGUCAAAGCCAGGCGCAGGUGUAUAUAGGUGGGGGAGAUCCAGGUUACCAAUCAGGGGCAUAUCCAGGUAAUACAACUGGAAGUUCAAGUAGCAAUCCUUAUUCGAGAACUGCAACUGGCGCAUCAUACCCUCAGCAACCACCUGCUGGGGGGUAUGAUUACAGUGCAUCAGGACAAUAUCCAACCAGCUACCAGGGCCCAUAUCCUAAUUACUAGUAAGAGGAAUGAUAUAAUUUA
Molecule: messenger RNA, 1430 nt
Organism: Dendronephthya gigantea
Lineage: Eukaryota; Metazoa; Cnidaria; Anthozoa; Malacalcyonacea; Nephtheidae
Product: protein TFG-like
Exons: 5
Coding region: 195-1409 (404 amino acids)
Biological process (GO): endoplasmic reticulum to Golgi vesicle-mediated transport; COPII vesicle coat assembly
Cellular component (GO): endoplasmic reticulum exit site
Molecular function (GO): identical protein binding
Source: RefSeq, a predicted model, not a curated record